Molecule: messenger RNA, 1724 nt
Organism: Betta splendens (Siamese fighting fish)
Lineage: Eukaryota; Metazoa; Chordata; Actinopteri; Anabantiformes; Osphronemidae
Gene: trmt5
Product: tRNA methyltransferase 5
Exons: 5
Coding region: 57-1514 (485 amino acids)
Biological process (GO): mitochondrial tRNA methylation; tRNA N1-guanine methylation
Cellular component (GO): mitochondrial matrix; cytoplasm
Source: RefSeq, a predicted model, not a curated record
AGAAUGCGAGUACGCCCUCCUUUGUCCAAUCAGCAUUCGGCAGCCGUCCAUCAUUGAUGACGCAAAUCAAGCGUGCUCGUGAACGGAGGAUGUUCAGGCUUCUCAGCAGAGUCUUCGCAUCUGUACGAGCUUCACGAAACGCAGUCUCUGCUCCUGUACACCUGAGCUUCUGCUCGGCAGCAUCACGGUGUGCUGACUUUCCUGUGAAGCCCAUAAUGGAAGCUAACCUCUACCGACCCCCUCAAGAGGUCCGGGGUAUGACGUCCUUGGACAAAGACGCCUUCAAGCAGACAAUUACCGUCCCAGCCCUGCGGGUUCCCACAGGAGUCCUUAACAAGGUGGUGAAGAGCCUGAGGAAGUCCACCAUCCAGCGCCCUGGGAUUCCCAGAGUGGUACAAGAUCAAGAGCAGAGUAGUGACUUUCGUCUGGUUCUGUUGGACCCCCACAGAGUGUGCUCGCCAGACUCUUUCAACGAGGCUGAAGCUGAGGCUCUGAGGUCAUUCAGUGUCCCUCAGGAGCUCCACUACUAUGAACUUCAGCUGAGCUACGACAACCUGAAGAGUGAGGAAGUGCUGGAGGCUGUGCUCCCUCAGGGGCUGGAUGUGACAUCUGGGUUCAGCCGGGUGGGACACAUCGCACACAUGAACUUGAGGGACCAUCAGCUCCCGUACAAGAACCUCAUAGGUCAGGUCAUCAUGGACAAGAACUCUGGCAUUACCUGCGUGGUCAAUAAGACCAACAUAAUUGACUCCACCUACCGCAACUUCAAAAUGGAGAUCUUAGCUGGAGAGGAGGACAUGAUUGCAAAAGUUAAAGAAAACGGGGUAACGUAUGAAUUUGAUUUUUCCCGUGUGUACUGGAACCCUCGGCUGAGCACAGAGCAUCAGCGCGUGGUGCAGCUCAUCAAACGUGGCGAUACGGUGUUCGACGUAUUCGCUGGGGUUGGUCCCUUCGCCGUUCCAGCUGCCCGCGCUGGGGCCAGCGUGUUCGCCAAUGACCUCAACCCGGAGUCCUACCGGUGGCUGCAGCACAACUGCAAACUCAACAAGGUGGAGAGCAGAGUCCAAACCUUCAACCUGGAUGGCAGGGUGUUCAUCCAGGGACCUAUGAAGCAGGAGAUGCCUGCGCUGCUGAAGGCAAACGCCAGUGUGCAUGUGGUGAUGAACCUGCCUGCUUUGGCUUUGGAGUUUCUAGAUGCAUUUAAAGGCCUCUUGAAGCAGGAGACGCACCGUGACGUUAACCUACCCACAGUGCACUGCUACGGCUUCUCCAAAGACGACAACCCUGAAAAGGACGUGGUGCAGAGGGCUUCCCACAGUGUUGGGUUCCCUCUCGAAGGGCGAUGCUCAGUGCAUUUUGUGCGUAAUGUAGCACCCAACAAGGAUAUGAUGUGUGUGAGGUUCACGCUCCCUGAGGAGGUUCUCUUCAGCAGUGAUCCUGAACAUACAGAGACUUCAGAAGAACCAAGACCAAAAAGACAGAAGUGUGAAGAAACUCGGGAUGCGCCAUCAUAAAUACACCAGCCUUAUACUAAGACGGCCAAAAGGAAAUAUUUUAGAUUAUUUUUUCUUUUCAGACUGUGUUUUACUAUUGUUUUUACCACAGAUAUUGAGCCAUCAUGACCCUUUGGUUUAAUAAUUGACCGUACAUCUGAUCCCAGCAGAAUGUACUAUAAUUGCCAAUAUUCUAAGUUGUAUAUAAAUCUUUAAAUGAUGGACAGAUUA